Molecule: messenger RNA, 1249 nt
Organism: Neolamprologus brichardi
Lineage: Eukaryota; Metazoa; Chordata; Actinopteri; Cichliformes; Cichlidae
Source: RefSeq, a predicted model, not a curated record
CCUCUGCUGAAGGACAACCCUCGCCGCUUCGUCAUCUUCCCCAUCGAGUACCACGAUAUCUGGCAGAUGUACAAGAAGGCAGAGGCGUCCUUUUGGACGGCAGAGGAGGUGGAUCUGUCCAAGGACCUGCAGCACUGGGAUGCCAUGAAGGACGAAGAGCGCUACUUCAUCUCCCACGUGUUGGCCUUCUUCGCCGCCAGCGACGGCAUCGUCAACGAGAACCUGGUGGAGCGCUUCAUGCAGGAAGUGCAGGUGACGGAGGCCCGGUGUUUCUACGGUUUUCAGAUCGCCAUGGAGAACAUCCACUCGGAGAUGUACAGCCUGCUGAUCGACACGUACAUCAAGGACCCCAAAGAGAGAGAGUACCUGUUUAAUGCCAUCGAGACGCUGCCGUGCGUGAAGAAGAAGGCCGACUGGGCGCUCAACUGGAUCGGCAACAAGAACGCCACCUAUGGGGAGCGCGUGGUGGCCUUUGCCGCUGUGGAGGGGAUCUUCUUCUCGGGCUCGUUCGCCGCCAUCUUCUGGCUGAAGAAGAGAGGCCUGAUGCCCGGCCUGACCUUCUCCAACGAGCUCAUCAGCAGAGACGAGGGUCUGCACUGUGACUUUGCCUGUCUGAUGUUCAAACACCUGGUGAACAAACCGCCCAAGGAAACCGUCAUCAGCAUCAUCAAGAACGCCGUGGAGAUCGAGCAGGAGUUCCUGACUGACGCUCUGCCCGUCAAGCUCAUCGGGAUGAACUGCGACAUGAUGAAACGGUACAUCGAGUUCGUGGCCGACAGACUGUUGCUGGAGCUCGGCUUCUCCAAGAUCUACCGGGUGGAGAACCCUUUUGACUUCAUGGAGAACAUCUCCCUGGAGGGAAAGACCAACUUCUUUGAGAAGCGGGUGGGCGAGUACCAGAGGAUGGGCGUGAUGGCGACGCCCACGGACAACACCUUCCGGUUGGAUGCUGACUUCUGAUGGUGGAGCGUCCCUGCUGUCACACUACCUCCGUCCCGGUGCAUGCUGGAACAGACUCUUGGACUUUAAGGAUCAAAUGAUGAACUGAAUCUUUAUUUACAGACUUGUGAGUCUGAGCCGCAGCAUUAGACCUGAUCAAAUCUAACGCUGCGGCUCAGCGCUGUGUAAAUAUGUCGGGGUUUUAAAUGUGUACAGUUUACAUUUGUUUUUGGGGGUUUUUUGUUUGUUUUUGUUUUUUUUUAGUGUAUUUUUAAUACUGAGCUUUAAUAAAUGACUCCGUGAACAGGAA